Messenger RNA from Colletotrichum godetiae, 504 nucleotides. RefSeq lists its product as uncharacterized. The record is from RefSeq and is a predicted model, not a curated record. The coding region runs from base 1 to 504 and encodes 167 amino acids. The transcript has 2 exons. NCBI's taxonomy places the organism in Eukaryota, Fungi, Ascomycota, Sordariomycetes, Glomerellales, Glomerellaceae.
AUGCUCACCAGCAAUGCAGCAAGGGUUCAGCUCUCCAGGCCUGCGACGUACUGGCCCGUAGUCCGUCCCUUCUUUGCACUACGCCCAGAGGAUCAGCAUACGUCUCCGGUGGCAAACAGACCACCUGUUGCGUUGGAAGCUGAGAUCUUGGGCGGUGCCCGGUGGCUUGUGGGUGGUGGGUUCAGAGAGGAGACCUUUGCAGAAGAGCUCCUCUACUCGGAUGGCCUCCCCGAUAGCCCAGGCACCCAGGUUUGGGUCAGGUGGUCUUUGAGGCCAGGGGUACUGGAAGCUGCAAUCUUUGCUUCGUUCAAGCUACCAAUGAUACCCCGUUCGACAGCCUCCCCGAUGAAAGGCAUCUCCGUCGUUACCCUGCAUCAACCGCCAAGCUAUGCGGUGCUCGCGGUUCUGGCUCUUCGAAACCCUGGCAAGGGCUCCCAACUUCCAAGGAAGCCUUCGGCCUUUGAUACGGAGGACCCGGACCUGCCGCUACCGCGUGACAGUUAA